GUGAGCAGCCCUCAAAAUAUCAUUUCCCCAUUCUCCUCAAACCCUAGCCUCCACCUCCACCAAACAAAACCCCAAUCUCUGUAUUUUUUCAAUCACCAUGGCCAGAAAGAGGAAAUCUCGCGUUGCUGAAGCUCCUCAGGAGCCCGAGCUCGCACAGCCUAGUGAACCUGAGCCCGAGCCGGUGCCAGAGCCCGCACCAGAACCGGAGCAACCUCAACCCGAGGAAGCCCCGCAGACCCUGGAAGAAGACCAAGAGAUGGGAGGAGAAGUGGUUGAAGAAGAAGAGGAGGAAGAAGAGCGACAGGGAGAGGGAGAAGGAGACGAAGUAGAGGAGCAGACGGAGGGCGCGGUUGCCACCGACCUGGAGAAGAACGAAGAAGAGGGUAAAAUUACAGAGAAGCCGUCUGAGAACGCGGCUUCAGAGAAUGGUGAUGGAGCUGAAGGGCAGAACGAGGAAGUCGGAGAUGAAUUAGAGGAAGAGCCGCUGGAGAAGCUCCUGGAACCCUUUUCUAAAGACCAGCUAACGCUUCUAAUCAAAGAAGCAGUUUUGAAACACCCUGAUAUUCUGGAGAAUGUGCACAAAUUGGCUGAUGCGGACCCUGCACACUGCAAGAUUUUCGUUCAUGGGCUAGGCUGGGAGGCGAAUGCAGACACGAUUACUUCUGUGUUUGGGAAGUACGGAGAGAUUGAGGAUUGUAAGGUUGUCAGAGACAAAAAUUCUGGGAAAUCAAAGGGUUAUGGUUUCAUUCUGUUUAAGCACCGCGAUGGGGCGCGUCGAGCACUGAAGCAGCCUCAGAAGAUGAUUGAAGGUCGGAUGACUUCAUGCCAGCUGGCUUCUGCUGGGCCUGUUCAGACUCCUGCCCCUGCUGCAGUGGCUACUGUUUCUGCACCACCUGUGUCUGAGUACACACAGAGGAAGAUAUAUGUUAGCAAUGUGUCAGCUGAGCUUGAUCCAAAGAAACUUUUGGAGUUCUUCUCCAAAUUUGGGGAGAUUGAGGAAGGCCCUCUGGGUUUGGAUAAACAGACGGGGAAACCUAGAGGUUUCUGUUUGUUUGUGUACAAGAGUCUUGAGAGUGCCAAGAAGGCACUGGAAGAGCCGCACAAGAAUUUUGAGGGUCAGAUUCUGCACUGCCAGAAAGCAAUAGAUGGCCCCAAGCACAGUAAAGGUUACUUCAACCAGCAGCAUGGUCAGUCUCAGCAACAGCAGCAUCAGCAUCAGCAUCAUCAUCAGGGUAACCAGGGGUAUUAUCAUCAUCCGGCUAAGAAAGGGAGAUAUGCCGGAAGUAGUGGUGUGGGGCACACUGGUGGACACUUGAUGGCACCAAGUGCAGGACCAGCUGUUCCUUCCGUGGGGUUUAAUCCAGCAGUUGCCCCUGCGGCUAUAGGACAGGCUGUGGCAGCUUUGUUGGCCACUCAGGGAGCUGGCUUGGGUAUUGGCAAUUUGCUAGGAGGGAUCGGAGCAGGUGUGAACCCACAGGGAGUACCACCCAUGAUGAAUAAUGCAGGUUACGGAGGCCAGGGUGGUGCUGGUGGCUAUGGAGGUCAACCUGGGAUGCAGGGAGGUUAUGGUGGCCAGCCACAGAUGGGUCAGGGUGCUGUAAGGCCACAUCAGGGUGGUGCACCCUACAUGGGACAUGGUCACUAGGUAAGUGGAGAUUCUUCAUAAAUGCAUCAAACUUUUAGUUUUGGACUCUGGUGAUUCUUCUCAAGUUCGGGCAAUCAUGCAAAUGAAGUCUUUCCAUGUAGCAAAAAGUUACGAUUUGCCUAAGACUAGAAUCUAAAAUAUGUAUUGCUUUUCUAUUCGAUUACUACUUAUGUCUGUCGAAUAUUUUCUAAAAUGAUCGUAUUUUGGUCCAAUAACAACUUUUUGAAAGGAUUGAGAACUGCGGUUUAUAUUUUUCCUACUUCUGUCUCUCCAGGAUUUGAAACGGUGUCAAUUAAGUGUAUUUCUCUACUUCCAACUUUAGCAUUCACUUGAGGAUUUUCUUCUACUUUC
Sesamum indicum (sesame) is the source of this 1996-nucleotide messenger RNA. RefSeq lists its product as uncharacterized. Gene Ontology annotation, molecular function: RNA binding. The record is from RefSeq and is a predicted model, not a curated record. NCBI's taxonomy places the organism in Eukaryota, Viridiplantae, Streptophyta, Magnoliopsida, Lamiales, Pedaliaceae.